CACCAACGUCGAGUUGCAGCACUGCGUAAUUCAAUCCAAUUGUUCCCUGUUUGUGCGGCCAUGCGGUAGCCUUACAAACAUCUACCCUUCCUCACAAUGAUCACCCGACCUCUGACGCGGCCCCAGUCGCUUCUUCGCUUUGCCGUCAACCACACUUCUUGCGCCUCUCGGUCCCAGUCACAGCGAUGGGCUCACUCGGUACCUGAAGACUGGAAUCAAAGAAAAAUCCCAACUUUCCAGAACCUCAAGAAACCCCAAGUCUUUGCCAAAUAUGGCGUACCGGGCUUCCUCUCCAAGGAAACCUUUGAACAGACCUAUGAACAAUAUAUCAAAUACCUCGCAGACCAACUGAAUGAAUUCACAGCCGGCACCGCCGAUGAGUUUACAUCAGCCGCCGACCUUCACGACCAAUGCUCCCACCUCCCCGCGCGAGCCGCCCUGUACAACCAUGCCGCCAUGGCACUCCACACACAAUUCUUUUUCGAGUCAUUAUCACACAUUCCCACCAGCAUGCAGCCACGGGAGCCGGGCAUCCUGAUGCAGAACAACCUGAAGGAAGAUAACAUCAGCCUGGAACAACUGCGUACUGAAUUUCUCGAGACGGCCGAGGCCAUGUUCGGUAACGGCUUUGUAUGGCUGAUGAAGCCCAAGAGUCUUGGUGGACUGACUAUCCUGGCCACAUACAAUGCCGGCUCCCCUUGGUCUCGUGGAUCGCCCCGCCGCGACAACCGUGACAUGGCCAACCACGAUUUCCGCCAGAUUACCCGCGACAUCCAAGAGGGCAACCAAAACGCCGGAGCUUAUGGCAACCAUAGCCAUAACCGCGCUCUGCACUACGAGGGCACACUACAAGACGCUGAACCAAUCCUGUGCGUGAACAUGUGGCAGCACCAGUGGCUACCAGACUACGGCAUGUUUGGGCGCAAGGCAUAUCUCAAGGCCUGGUGGGACACGAUUGAUUGGCAAGUGGUCGAGAACAAGAUCAGCCUGUUCGAAAUCAACGAAGGCUCACGUUCGAGAUCCAACAACAUCACCAGUGUACUGGAAACUGCCAGUCGGAGACAGCACUCGCUUAGGUAGUCAUGUCUUGCCCAAGAGCCACAUGGCGGCUGCCAAACACGUCCCGGCGUGUCUGAAGAUGUAUACUUUACUUUACUGUACUGUGAUUGAGCAUAAAGGAAUGCAGCCAUGGGGAUGGAUUAAGGAGAUCCAAGCCAACGCAACUCGUCGAUGUAAUUACAUAGUCUCGCGCAUGUAGGUGCACGCGGAACUCAAGGCCAUGUCAUUUGUACAUCAUAAAAUUACCAUUGAUAUCCA
Exophiala mesophila is the source of this 1317-nucleotide messenger RNA. RefSeq lists its product as uncharacterized. The transcript is spliced from 3 exons. The record is from RefSeq and is a predicted model, not a curated record. NCBI's taxonomy places the organism in Eukaryota, Fungi, Ascomycota, Eurotiomycetes, Chaetothyriales, Herpotrichiellaceae. The coding region runs from base 97 to 1080 and encodes 327 amino acids. Gene Ontology annotation, molecular function: superoxide dismutase activity; metal ion binding. Gene Ontology annotation, biological process: superoxide metabolic process.